This is a messenger RNA of Carassius auratus (goldfish), 4181 nucleotides long. Its product is annotated as cAMP-dependent protein kinase type I-alpha regulatory subunit-like. Gene Ontology annotation, biological process: negative regulation of cAMP-dependent protein kinase activity. Bases 158 to 1297 code for a protein of 379 amino acids. The record is from RefSeq and is a predicted model, not a curated record. Gene Ontology annotation, molecular function: protein kinase A catalytic subunit binding; cAMP-dependent protein kinase inhibitor activity; cAMP binding. NCBI's taxonomy places the organism in Eukaryota, Metazoa, Chordata, Actinopteri, Cypriniformes, Cyprinidae. Gene Ontology annotation, cellular component: cytosol; cAMP-dependent protein kinase complex. The transcript has 11 exons.
GUUGUCAGGAGUAACGGGCAUUGACGUCAAUCGUUGUGUUGUGAUUGGUCAUAACCAUUUCCGGUGAGGCAACCGUCCAUCCAAGGACUGUGAGAAAGCCCGUGUAAACGGAGUUAAACACGUACAUAGACUCAUCCAAGCGACUCAGCAGGUCACUAUGGCGUCCAGCAGUACGAGCAGUGAAGAAGAGAGGAACUUGCGGGAGUGUGAGCGCUACGUGCAGAAGCACAACAUCCAGCAGCUGCUGAAGGACUGCAUUGUGCAUCUGUGCACUAACAGGCCUGAAAGACCCAUGGCUUUCCUCAGAGAGUACUUCGAGAGGCUUGAGAAGGAGGAAGCUAAACAAUUGGUCAGCCAGCAGAAGUCCAGCUCUCGCUCAGACUCCCGUGAAGAUGAGGUUUCUCCUCCCAUGAACCCUGUGGUUAAGGGCCGACGGCGCCGCGGUGCCAUCAGUGCAGAGGUCUACACCGAGGAAGACGCAGCGUCUUAUGUCAGAAAGGUCAUUCCUAAAGAUUAUAAAACUAUGGCUGCUCUUGCUAAAGCGAUUGAAAAGAAUGUGCUCUUUGCUCAUCUUGACGACAAUGAAAGAAGUGACAUAUUUGACGCCAUGUUCUCAGUCACUUACAUUGCAGGAGAGACCGUGAUUCAACAAGGGGACGAGGGGGACAAUUUUUAUGUUAUUGACCAAGGUGAAAUGGAUGUGUACGUCAACAACGAGUGGGUGACCAGUAUUGGAGAGGGUGGCAGUUUUGGGGAGCUGGCUUUGAUCUAUGGGACUCCCAGAGCAGCCACUGUCCGAGCAAAGACCAACGUCAAGCUGUGGGGGAUCGACCGGGACAGCUACAGGAGAAUACUCAUGGGAAGUACUCUGAGAAAGAGAAAAAUGUAUGAGGAAUUCCUUAGCAAGGUCUCCAUUUUGGAGUCUCUGGAUAAAUGGGAACGGUUGACAGUUGCUGAUGCCCUCGAGACGGUCCAGUUUGAAGACGGCCAGAAGAUUGUUGUGCAGGGACAACCAGGAGAUGAAUUUUUCAUUAUUCUAGAGGGUUCGGCAGCAGUCCUGCAGCGACGGUCGGAGAAUGAGGAAUUUGUAGAGGUUGGAAGACUUGCACCAUCUGACUACUUUGGUGAGAUCGCUCUCCUCAUGAACCGGCCUCGUGCCGCCACCGUGGUUGCUCGCGGCCCGUUGAAGUGCGUAAAACUGGACCGUCCGCGGUUCGAACGCGUGCUCGGCCCCUGCUCAGAUAUCCUGAAGCGAAACAUUCAGCAGUACAACAGCUUCGUGUCUCUGUCCGUCUGAGGCGCUCUAGGCUCUUUCCUCCUCUAUUGCAGGGUCCACCAAUGCAAAUCCGCUUUAUUUUCUUACUUUUCUUUAUGCAUUUUCCAACACCCAGGUGCCCAUUGACUUCAGUGUUCUCUCUCUCUCUCGCUAUCUGUUUGUUUGAUUCGUGCUGUACCCUGUCGCGUUCGUAUCCAUCAUAGAUUUACCAUAAGGCUGAUUGUUAGUUUUGCCUGAGAAACGAGCCAGUCAUUGUGCCACAGAUGCCUGUCAUGUGAACAUGUUGAACUAACAAGGUCUGUUGGGAUUGUCUUUCUCCUCCAAAUUGCUUGACGUUUCUGUAUAACAGUGUUUCGAAUGGAAUGAAGGAAACCAGUGGCAGGGUUAACAGUCAUGUAGUCUAUCUAUUCAGUGUAUGAUGAUCUUAAUUGAGGCAUCGGGUUUCAGAAUCUGUUUCCCCUCGCUCAUUUCAAGCAUUUGAGUAUAGGGAAGCCAAAGGCAUAAAUCCAUGUGUGUUAUAUUGUUUUACUGGAGGUACUGAAGUUAAAAUGUCACCAUGUUUAUCAUGGUGAUUAGCUUUGCUCUUUUAUUGUUAUUGCUGCACAUAUAUAGUGUAUGUAAAUUAUUAUAUAUUAGAAGUAAAUGACCACAACCAUAUUUUUUUGCACAGUUUGAUAUCUAUAGAUACGUGUGUGUGUGUGUUUUAUAUAUAUAUAUAUAUAUAUAUAUAUAUAAAAUACACUUUAUAUGCGCCUGCUGUUUUUCAUUGUGGCAUGUGAUCCCAUUUCAUUGGACUUUUUCAUUUUCUGUUGGAUGUUUUGUUCUCCCUUCAUCCUUCAUGCUACACACAGGCUUGCACUGGACUCACCAACAUUAGACAAAUCUCCUUUUAAAGUUAGGUUUUGUUUCGCAUUUUCUCCCUUCUGAAAUGCCACCUGCUGCAAAUGCUUUUCUUUGUUUGUUUCCCCCACAAAAAGGUGAUGUUAUCUUGUGUUCAACAUUGCGUUUAAGUUCAGAAAAAAGUAGGAAUGUUUGGUUUUGAUGAAUUAAGAAGGGUUACAGAAAUGUAAUGGUUAAUGAAAUCUGACAGAGUAUGUGAGGAUGCUCCUCGACAGGAAGUGACCACUUGGUGACCUCUUUAACCAAGUGAAGAUCCCAUGUGAUGUGUAUGAGAACUGUUUUGAAAUCCCAAAUGCCCCCCUUUCUUUCUUUCUUUCUAAUUUUUUUUAACAGAGCAGGACUAAGACAAGUAGUUUUCAAAUGAUCAGUGUCCUUUUUUGAUCGAGAAUUAAGAAUAUACUCCUUAGUUAAAUCACAGUCUUAAAACAGGGCCAGUAUUUACCGCUUGUGUUGAGGUCAUGGGGUUCGGAUCCAUCAUAUAUAGAUGUGCGAUCCACUACUGCCACCAUCUUAAUCUCUUCUCAGAUAUUGUUCUUGGGGUUCUCGGAGUUUUGUUGUACGAUUUUACUGGGGGGUACAAUAGUGUUAACUGUUGUUGAAGGUAGAUUUUAAUUGUCACACAGAGAUAUUCUUGUAUUAUUUGAAAACAGUUGAUGUGAAUUUUAAAUUUGUGUAUUUUUGUUUCCCACACAUCUUGUGUUAUGUAGUUACACAGCUGUCCAGCUCCUUUAUACUGCAGACUCGAGCUAAUUUAGGCUUUGAAAAGUGCCUUAUUUCUUUACUUUCAUAGUGCAUAGCCAACAGAAAUGUCCUUGUAGUUUUUUCCCCUCCCAAAUCUAUUCAUAAUGUCAGCUUGUUACCUGUAUUAUCUGUAAACGACAAUAUAUUUUUUUUCAUCGGUAUAUACAGAUAUCCUUAGCAGUGUCAUUUAUUUAGACUUGAAGCUCCAGGAAUUAAGAGUUUAUUUAACUGAACUGUCCCAAAAUUGCUAUGUUAAUUAAAGAAAGGUGCAAGUAAACUGACCUAGAUUUUGUGUUUUUAUCUUCAACGUUUGACUUUGUCCGACUGACCACACGGAGGAAUCCUUUUCUUUUACCUCUCUGACGCUUGAUGUAAGGCCUUUACUGCAGUCUUCUGGGAAAAGAUGCUCAUUCCCCGAUUCUGCCCCUUUAGACUGGAUUAUAAUUUCAGAAUCGGUCAAAUCUUGGUGCUGUAGCUUUAAAGACACAAUCUGCACCCUUAAUGAUAUGUGAAGAGUAGCCUUUGAUUAACCUGUUCUACUGUCUAUUCACUGAGUGGUUUAUGCCUCAUGGUGGGGUUGAAUAAAUAAACAUGUUGAAGUAAUUUAUAUAGCCCUUAAUGUAAACUGUGACACCAUUUGUUAAUAAAAUUGCUAAAUGGUGUACUUGUUAUUGCUCAUAUAUGCAUUGCUUUGUUCAUUUAACUUAAUUUGGCAGUGCAGAAUAGAUCAAAUGAACCAUAAGUCUUUCCCGGUUUUCUGUAGACUGCAUCAUUUAAACUUGUAAUUCGCUCCCUUUUAUGAAUAAAUUAAGUGACUUUUUCCACAGCUAACUCAAUUUUCUGCUUGCUUUUAUUGUGAUUUAUUUACAACUUCAGGCCCUGUUUCUUGAAGAACAUUCACUGAUACACUAGAAGUGAGCUUGUACCCCCCCCCCCCCACCAACCUUUUUUUAAAGUUUUCUUUUCAUUCCCUGUUUGUGACUGCCGAUGGUGUUUUCUUCUGAGGUUUUCAGUAAAAUUGUGUUCUAGUAUAUACAGAGGAAUUGGUAAAUUUGCUUGUAGGCUUAGAGACUCCUGUUCACCCAUUCUUCAGUUUGAUUAGCCAUCAGCACAGAGAGUUGUAAGAUGUAAGAGGACCAUUUUUCUAUUAUUCUUUUUCUAUAACUGUGUAUGGUUUGAUUUCAUUGGAUGUGCUCCAGUUGUAAAUCUUUUGGUAUAGAUUGUCCCAAUGGCAGGUCAAGCAAUAAAAUGAUUAAUUCUUGAA